This is a messenger RNA of Bicyclus anynana (squinting bush brown), 794 nucleotides long. RefSeq lists its product as uncharacterized. The transcript has 6 exons. NCBI's taxonomy places the organism in Eukaryota, Metazoa, Arthropoda, Insecta, Lepidoptera, Nymphalidae. The coding region runs from base 1 to 360 and encodes 119 amino acids. The record is from RefSeq and is a predicted model, not a curated record.
AUGAGACCUAUCUCUUGGUAUAAAAAUCGCGGAGGGGGCGCGCUCGGCGCAUUCUACGUCUGCGACCGUUGUAAGGGUUCGACUGGCGGAAAGCGGCUCUCGGCGCAGUUUGCAGUUGGACGCGGGGGUGAACUAUCGCCCCCGCGUCUUGUGAACACUGCUGCAUUGCAACUUAGUUUAGAGCCAGCGCACGCGAUGUGUUUGCCGCCGCCUGCCGCCCUGGCCGCCGGCGUAGCGUCGCCACGCCGACCGGCCGCACCGGCAGCGCUAUCAGCCGCCGCUGGCGCCGCUCCUCGCGAGCGGCGUGCAGAGUGCGCGCGGGAGUUGUGCUCAGAUGGAUACACAACACCCAGAAAAUGAUGGAUAAUAUUAAGAUUUUCAAUAUAUCUGUCUAUUAGUCAUAACAUAACAUGUAAAAAAAAAGUUUAACGUACGUUAAGAAGUAUAUUAAUUAGGUAUAUAUUUCUUUAUUUAUAAAAAAAGAUGGUAAAAGGGUUAGGGUAAAAACAAAAUAAAACAUCAAAAAAAAAUUUAUAAAAAUAAAAAAAUAUAAAAAAAAAUACAGUAAAAUAGCUCUUCAUUUAAAUUUAUGGUUAAGCAUAUACUAUAGCUUAGUUUAGGUUUAUAAAAAAAAGAUAUCAGGGUUCAGUAAAAAACAUCAAGUGGUUCAGUGCAACAAUAAAUAUUAAUAAAUAAAAAAAAGGUACAGUAAAAUAGCUCUUACUUGAAAUUUUUGGUUAAGCAUUAUACUACAAGCUUGGACUGAUAAGUAUAGAUGAUAUUCCUGUGACUUG